Hemibagrus wyckioides is the source of this 823-nucleotide messenger RNA. It is a transcript of the gene supt4h1, whose product is annotated as SPT4 homolog, DSIF elongation factor subunit. Gene Ontology annotation, molecular function: zinc ion binding; RNA polymerase II complex binding. Gene Ontology annotation, cellular component: nucleus; DSIF complex. Bases 123 to 476 code for a protein of 117 amino acids. Lineage: Eukaryota; Metazoa; Chordata; Actinopteri; Siluriformes; Bagridae. The record is from RefSeq and is a predicted model, not a curated record. Gene Ontology annotation, biological process: mRNA processing; regulation of transcription elongation by RNA polymerase II; chromatin organization. The transcript has 5 exons.
GCAGGUUAAUGACGUCAGUACAUUCACCGGACAAGCUAAUAGAGCAAAUUGAGCUUAUGAUAGCAAGAGAUUAUUAAACUUUCUAGAGUUUAUCAAAUUAAAAUAGAAAAUAAAAAGUCGUCAUGUCGUUGGAAACUGUGCCAAAGGAUCUCCGUCAUCUGCGGGCUUGUCUGCUGUGUUCUCUUGUCAAGACUAUUGACCAGUUCGAGUAUGACGGCUGUGAUAACUGUGAGUCCUACCUGCAAAUGAAAGGGAACCGGGAGAUGGUUUACGAAUGCACAAGCUCCUCAUUUGAUGGCAUCAUCGCAAUGAUGAGUCCUGAAGACAGCUGGGUGGCUAAAUGGCAGAGAAUAGGAAAUUUCAAGGCAGGUGUCUAUGCUGUAACCGUAACUGGAAGAUUACCUCCAGGAGUGGUGCGAGAACUAAAGAGCAGAGGAGUCAUCUACAGGUCCAGAGACACGGCAGUGAAGACGUAAGACAUGAGACACGGACACUCGCCUCCCGGAAAAGUUCCACAGCUAAACGCUACACUGUUGAUAUGGUCACCUGUCUGAAGAAGCCAGUCACAGCCUGUUCUGUCUCACCUCUGAUGUAAGAAUAAAUAGCUAAAAAGCCCUCGAGGACUGGACUGGUGAACUCUGUUAGCUUUCAUGGAAUAUUCUUCUGCUUCAUUUAUGUCUGGAAUCUUGCGUUUCUUUUGUCUAUGAGAAGUCUUACUUUCUCAUUAUUGUAUAUUUACCUUGUUUGAUUGCAAGAGCACCGCAGCAGUGACUUUAUUGGUGGAUCAUGACGAUUACAUUUGAAUAAAACCUUUUUACAAAAA